Gamsiella multidivaricata is the source of this 1101-nucleotide messenger RNA. RefSeq lists its product as uncharacterized. Lineage: Eukaryota; Fungi; Mortierellomycota; Mortierellomycetes; Mortierellales; Mortierellaceae. The coding region runs from base 285 to 869 and encodes 194 amino acids. The transcript has 3 exons. The record is from RefSeq and is a predicted model, not a curated record.
AUAGAAUGCCAUCCACCUUCUCACACCUUUACCAUGAAAACCAUCAAAGAACUUUUGCCUACAGAUCCUCGAUUUAUACGAAUGAAUUUUGCAUUCUGGUCCAGGUUGGUUCAAAGUACUUUUCGUCAAGAUAAUUGCACACCUUGCCUGUGAACGCUGCCCCCUUUUUUUUACCAAUAGGCAGUGGUUGAUUCUGGUGUAUCAGCAUUUAUUCAGUAAUGGCGCACCGCAACAACAUCUCUUUCCAGGUUGACUCUGUCGCGAGUCAGCAGCGGUAAUUCUUAAUGCUCAACAAACCAGCAGCGGUAUUUCUUGAUGUUCAGCAAAUCAGCUGCCUUCCACGACCUCUUCUGCCAUUACUGAUUGUUUUCGAGCCACUUGAUGGCGCCCUGGUAUCAGUACAGGACAGGCAGGGAUGCUUGAAGCGACCCAAUGCUGUUCAGGUGCAUUGGGAUCGUGAAAACCCCUACCUCCGCCAAUACCAUAAUUCCGCGAAUCCUCACGAAAUGUUGGUAAAGUGUGCCCUCGUCGUAAAUGAUCUGCACCAGCGAGACCAUUGGUGCACCCUCAUCGAGCACGCUCUUUCCGAACCUCACCAACCGCCACAAAUCCCAAUCGUUUUUGGCCUUGUCACCUCUCUGGCAAUGUCCGGUCACUUCACCAAAGGAAGUCUCCUUAUUCCCAAUCAUGACCUUAAAAUCGGGUUUGUCCGCCUUGAAGCCCUGUUUCCUCUAUGUGCUCGAUUCCGUAUUGGAAAAGUGUGUGUGGAUGUCAUCGUCGACGUGGUUCAGAAACGUGCUCAAGAUUGGGGCGACAAUGUUUGCCACCAGCGUUUCUUCCGACUGCUCCUCCAGUUCCUUGCGCGGUAAGUUCAUGAUUCUAUGGAAAUUUCGACAGAAAGAGAAAGAAAAUGAAAGUGGAAAGAAAGAGAGAAAGCAAGAAAGAGACCCAGAAUUAGCAUUCGUGGUCCGACAAUUGUUGGAAGAUGCACAGGACACACUCAUUGAAACGUACAGCUGCUCAAAGGGCAUCCUCAGUCGAUAAUCUUGCAAUGCGCCGAGCUCCUGAACCGCCAUGCUUGGAUCGUCAUUCAUCUUGUAC